Cylindrotheca closterium is the source of this 942-nucleotide messenger RNA. The record is from the annotation of a GenBank genome assembly. Lineage: Eukaryota; Bacillariophyta; Bacillariophyceae; Bacillariales; Bacillariaceae.
AUGGCAUUCAGGAGGUUCACAAUGGUUGCAUUCGCUGCCUUUGUGGGUGUCAAGAGCUUUACAAUAAUGCCAUGUUUGCAAUAUAUGAAUCGCCGAUCAUGUCGACCAACGUCGCCCCGGCUAUUCGACACAUCUUCUAACACCGAUUCUAGUGAUGAUGCGCCAUCCACGUCGAAGAAGGUGGAGUUUUGGCUCGACCUCCGCGAAACGGCCAUACUUCCAACAGCUGCUCUAGAGUUUUUGCGAGAAAAUUUAUCUGACGAUGACGAAGAUUCACCUUGUCUGGAAAUAGACAUUGACCGGAUUCUUGUGGCCACCAACAAGGCUCAAGCUUAUCGAGAGAUAUCCGAUGAGGAUUUCAUUCAACCUGCGCUCCUGUAUGUUUCAAAGGACAAUGACUCUGAACUUUGUUCAACCAAGGAUGGAGUAACGGAAUCUUUUGGCGAAAUCGUUGCCAUGAAUGGGUCCGCUGGUGUUGAGAAUCCAUUAAAAGUUAUCCAGACUCUAUCUUCUGGAAAAUGGAUAGUCCUCGUGCAGCGCUGCAAUGAAAAGGACGUCGAGGAGUCAAUGCUCAAUACAGUUGGUGACUUUCUGGAAAUCGCUAGCAACAGCAUCUCUGGUUCUUGGCUUGCUGCGCUUACUUCCGAUAGCCCCCUUGCAUACCCUAGCAAAGAUCUCGUUGUACCCCAUUCUCAAGAGAUGGGUGAGGGGACGAACGGAGCAGGAGUUGCGAUCAAAUGUUCUUCAUCCACCUCCCUUAUGCAGCUUGCUUCGUCCAUAGAGUUUUCCGGUUCAGGAAUGUCAACGACUAUGCUUGACAGCGGUAUUUUAAUUCAAGACGUCAUGACGGAUAAAAGGAAUCUGCCAAUUGCUCUGCUGCUUCCAUUUGAUGUUUCAAUAUGGAGAGUCGCAAAUACGCUAUAUGCGAAUAGGACAGAGUAG